Molecule: messenger RNA, 3594 nt
Organism: Dunckerocampus dactyliophorus (ringed pipefish)
Lineage: Eukaryota; Metazoa; Chordata; Actinopteri; Syngnathiformes; Syngnathidae
Gene: shld2
Product: shieldin complex subunit 2
Exons: 10
Coding region: 1171-3387 (738 amino acids)
Biological process (GO): regulation of double-strand break repair via homologous recombination
Cellular component (GO): site of double-strand break; nucleus
Source: RefSeq, a predicted model, not a curated record
GACACACGUAUAAUAACACUGCGCGCGCACACACAAAGAAUGGUGAGGUCCAUAUUGCGUGGAUGUGAGUGGCCAGUAACCCAGCGUGCCCCCCGACCCCAGCCCACAUGCUGACCUCCCUUGCAGGGCGUCCUGUGCUGGCUGUGCUGAGCCCGGCAGCCCUCCACCACCUCCCACUCUCCGUUGUCUCUCUUGAUGGGGAAGCUGACGCUCAGGACGUGGUUACACGGCUUGAUGAUCCGCAGGAUCCCGCGGACCCUCUUCCGCUUGUUCUCGUGACUCUCUCGAGUCUUCAGGUCGUCCACCAGCUUGUCCUCCACGAUAGCGGCGCCGCGGUCGAAGAAGCCCUCCACCAUGGUGAAGAAGUUGGGGUCGUCGUCCCGGUCCACGGCCUGGGAGUAGUCGCGGUACCGCAGCCGAGACGCCGCCGCCGGGAGAACUGAGUCAGCGGCGCCCAGCCAGGCGCUCGUCCCCCGGGCGAGCAUCCUUCCUAAGUUCCGGUACAUUUUUGUGAUUUUAAAGCUUGUUAACUAACUUCUACAAAGAAGGGAGAAAGUCACAAAGUCAACGAGGAAAUGGAACAAGGAAACUCCUCCUCCUCCUCCUCCUCCUCCUGCUGCUGUUGCUCUUCCUUUUCUUCAUCCUCCUCUCACUCCUCUUCCUCUAUGACACAUGACACAUUGCACCUGGACUUUCGUUCAACAUCUGGACCUUGUAGCGUUGCCCGUGUUAGCUUAGCAUUAGCUUCAAACGCUAACUUUGAAACGCAACUCUGUGAUUCUUGCGGUUAACUUUAGUAUCAAACUGUUUGUGUCGGAACUUAAGUGGUGACUUAGCUUUUAGGUUAACUUAACUCUGAAGUGUGAGAGUAUCGUACUUUGAGCAUUCUCAGUAGCCUAGCAUAGCAUUAGCAUUAACGCCGACGUCUGUGUAGCUUUGACUAGCUUUGAAAAGUGUGACGAUGUAACACGACUCCAAAUGACAGCAUCGGCAGCCCCUCACCCCAAAUGGACAUUUCUCACAGUUAACAAGUUGAUUUAGUCAAUAUAUUGUUGUCUUUCAUAUUAAAUGUGAUUUUAAAUAACCCUUGUUAAAAGCAAUAAUUAUCUUAAUAUAUAAUCAACAUAUGAUAAUCAAUUAACAUUAUUGCGUUAAAAAUGUACAUGUGUGAUGUGUAUUGUUACAGUGAGACAUGAGAUAUGUCCAGAACUUUCUCCUCUUAGGAUGUGUGAGCGGCCAAGGAUCCACGUUUUCCUGGGGGCCCCUCCCUCCACACCUGACAAUGCAUCAGCGCCUGACUGUGCCAUAGAGAGGGAGGGGGCACCAAUCGGCCGCUGGCGACACCUGGAGCUCUCCUGGCAGGAAGGCCGGCUUGUCCCUGCCGAUGCGGAAGAAGCGGUUCAUCUCUCACAAGACCAGAACAAGGCUAAAACCACAACUCGGGAUGGUCCAGCCUCAAGAACUGAACAGACCACAGAGAGGUCCGAACGACAUAAACCACGGUCAGACGAGCAGGACCAGCGCGCGGUCUCUGUUCAAGAGUAUCUGGACUCAUGUUUCCCUGCUGCUCAACUAGAACAAACUAGAGAACCACAACCCAUUACUACAACCCAGUACCUUGCUACCUGGACUCUAAGUCAAGCGUUAAUUCUGAGAAGUUCCCAAUCAGCUAGCAGCCCCUCCCAGAGCCCACAAAAACACCCCCAAACGUCACCAGAAGACUCCUCCAAUACGCCGGAGCUCUUCAGUCCGUCAGCCCGGUGGUCUCCUGGAGGUUCCGGUGAGCCCCUCUGUCUGGAGCAGCGGGCCGAGCAAGGGGGCGUGGUCCUGGAGGCCACUUCACAUGGAGUGCUGUGCUCCCAGGAGGACAGCAGUUUGCCCUCCAGUCCCGGACAUAAAAGAGCUCGUCUCGCUGACGACGUCGGGACGGAGGUGUCGGCUUCAGAUGGAAAUGGUGCAGCUGGGUUUCGCGGUUCCACCACGCUUCUCGUCCAGUGUGCUCAAGCGGCAGUUCGGUAUCAGGUUCUGGUCGUUGUCGUCCAUCCGUGUCAGGUGAAAGAGGUGAAGGUGAAGUCUGGACCCUCCACUGGGACCCUGGUCCCUUUGGCCACCAUGGUGGUGACGGACCAGUCAGCCACGGACAUGAAGGUGGUGUUGUGGCGGCGGGCGGCAUUCUGGGCGUUGACUGUCAGUGUCGGAGAUGUUGUGCUCAUCACAGGCCUGCAGUUGCGUGAGGACACCUGGAGGGGAGAAAAGGUACUGCAGUCCACCUUUGGCAGCAAACUUCUUAACUUGGGUCACAUUGGUGCCCCCACCUGUCCACCAGGUGGCCAUCAGGUUCAUGCACGCUCUGUAGUUUCUCUUUGUGACUUCCUUCAAGAGCAGCGCCCCCUGCUGCUGUCUGUGCCGCCCCGGCCCCCUCAGGACUUGAGGCGGCUGCCAUACGCACCCCUGUGGGCACUGAAAGUGAACAUGCUGGUUCACGCCUUGCUGCGUGUCAAACACGCACACAUCAGCACAGAGUGGCGAGGAGAAGCGGAUUCCCGCUGCAGGUCAGCUCUGGAACGUCAGGCUGUUGUGACCGUAGAGCAGGCGGACAGCCAGCAGGGGGUAUUGCUGCUGUGGGGGGCAGCUCUGGACUGGCUCCCACGCUUUAGGACAUACAAAGAUGCUGUCUGGGAUGUCCGAUUCCUCCUGGUAAGGGAGGGCUUGACGUCUGACCUCCCAGAGCUUCACACCACCCCCUGGAGCUCAAUCCGGCUUAUGGACGGCACCGACCGCAGACUGCAGGACUUCAUGUGUGGAACUACCAGCCCUGUGGAUCUGGACCUGGAUACGCUGCUGUCCCAGAGCUACUCAGGAGACGUGCUGCUCAGAGUCCAGGUCAUCAGCUUCCACUUCCAGCCUUCCUACAAUGCACCACAUCCGACCCUCCACUGCUUUACGCCACAGCCUGACGUCCUGGCAGCGCUGAGUGGCGACAUCACAUACUCUGGCUGCGGCCGCUGCUCUGCUGAACUCGAUACAGACGCCAAUGGAAUUUAUCGUCCUUGCUACCCGUGCCUGCCUUACACGGCCGUACGCCGCUACUACAGGCCAAGUGUGUUGACAGUGACUGGGCGGGGCAACCAUAGCGUGUGCAUUCAGGUUCCUGCCCUCGCUCUUCAGAAGAUUCUCGAUGCUCUGCCUGAUGAGCUACACAGAAGCUCAGCUCCAGGUUCUGAAGUGAAGCACAUCGAGGUGGCUGCACAGAGGCUCCAAAACCUCCUGAGCCUUCCAAGGAAAACCGUCAUUGUUACCGUGCGCAGCCUCUUCCUGCGUGACGAAAACAGCGUCCCAAUCAGUCAGGAGCUCACAAUGCUGGACCUCCAGAUCUCAAGAACGUGAAGUGUCAGACCUGCUGGACCACUUCAGGUCAGGUCAGGUCAGGUGCGGUCUUUUGCCAAAAAGUGGAUUGUAUGGCCAUUUUACAAGAUGGAACAACAAAUGUGGAGAUGAUUUUUUUUUUUGUUGCUAUAGCGACUGCUCGCAUUCAUGAGAUAUAGCAUAUGACCAAAAAAAUAAAAAAUGUAUAAAAGCAGAAGCGGAAGACUA